UUUAUGAAAGGAUGAGCUUAACAUGACAACAUCCUCUUCUUUCUUUAUAUUUAUUAUUAUUUAUUUAUUUUUGAGUUUGCCAUGAUGAUUAUAUUUUGGAUCACAAAAAGUAAUGACUUCGUAAGAUUUUUACUAUGCUCCGACUACGACCCUCUCCUUCUUCGAUGAACCACAAUCAAAACAACUACAAGCUAAGCCUUAAGAAGAAACUCUAGCCUUUCCACAAGCAAAACCAAACCAAAAAAAUAGUAUUAAGAAAAGAAAAAUAAAAAAGCUCAAGUUUUGGGAAGUAAUGGCGGUUGAGGCUGAGAUUGAUCGCUUGCCAAUUGAUUUGUUAGCUCAUAUCUUCGUUCUCAUAACUUCUUUUACUGAUUUGGCCCAAGCGAGCAGUGUUUGCCGGAAAUGGAGAAAAGGGGUUACGCAGUCUUUGGGUGGGAGACAGAAUCUGAGCUUUGCUGGUUGCAAAAUGGACGAUGUUUCUACUGCUCGUCUUGUCCGCCAUGCUUAUAGCCUCAAAGAGCUUGACAUUUCAAGAAGCCGUUGGGGUUGUCAGAUCUCUGACAAUGGACUAUACCAAAUAUCUUUGGCCAAGUGUGUCAGUAAUUUAACCUCCAUAUCCUUAUGGGGUAUGACAGGGGUCACAGAUAAAGGUGUUGUUUAUUUGAUAUCAAGAGCUAAUUCAUUGCAGCACCUGAAUAUUGGUGGUACAUUUAUCACAGAUGAGUCUCUGUUUGUCAUUGCAGAUAGUUGUCCACACCUAAAGACUAUUGUUCUUUGGAGCUGCCGUCAUGUAACCGAGAAUGGGCUUCUUGGUCUUGUAAAUAAAUGUAGAAAGCUAGAGGUGAUCAAUGUAUGGGGUACCAGAGUCCCUGUAGACUGUUUCAUUGCUUUGCUUACUAUUAAACCUGCUCUUCAGAUCAAAUCUCCAGGACUGCUUUUAAAUGUUGGAAAUGCUCCUAUUCAAGCUGUUGUAUAAGAAGAAGAAGAAGGUAUCCAAUUCUUGUGAUUGCUUUUCACAAUUGUUUGGUGUAUGGUUUUGUGUAUCUUCAUUAAGAACAUUUUUAAAAAAUUAUCAUAUCAGAGUUCAUAUUGAAGCUCUGUCUUUGUAUAGUCCACAUGCAAUUGUGUAUUCUUUUAUGAAUUUAUUAACAAUGCUUGAUGUUAUUAUUGAUA
Molecule: messenger RNA, 1173 nt
Organism: Humulus lupulus (European hop)
Lineage: Eukaryota; Viridiplantae; Streptophyta; Magnoliopsida; Rosales; Cannabaceae
Product: F-box protein At5g67140
Exons: 5
Coding region: 293-976 (227 amino acids)
Biological process (GO): SCF-dependent proteasomal ubiquitin-dependent protein catabolic process
Cellular component (GO): SCF ubiquitin ligase complex
Molecular function (GO): protein binding
Source: RefSeq, a predicted model, not a curated record